CCCACCAAUCACUGACCAGCUUCCCCGCAUCGUCACCGCCCUCUGAAGGCGCAAUUUAGUCCCGAAUAACGGAAAAGCGCUUAGAAUUUUUUUGACCGUUCGGUACUAACUCGUUUCGAUAGGUCUUUGUUCGGUUCGGUGUCGGUGAGCUGCCACUCUGCGGUCUGCCAUGUCUCCUUCGCGGGUCUGAGCAGACACUGGAAGCGGACAAAGGGAAAUGCAUCUCCGGAGCGCUGAACCUGUUCCGUCUCGCCCAGCACAAAGCCUGUGAAGCAGGCCGUGUUUCUCCUCGCAGCCACAGGCAGAUGAUGCUCAAACAUGUCGGGGAAUCAUUUCAAAGGCCACGAAGUCAGUUGCUGCAUCAAAUACUUCAUUUUUGGCUUCAACAUCCUUUUCUGGCUGCUGGGCAUGGCCUUAGUAGGGAUUGGACUGUGGGCAUGGAGUGAGAAGGGGGUCCUAUCCAACAUCUCGUCCAUCACCGACCUGGGGGGCCUUGACCCUGUGUGGCUCUUCAUGGUGGUUGGAGGGGUUAUGUUCAUUCUGGGCUUUGCCGGCUGCAUUGGAGCUCUUCGGGAAAAUACAUUUUUGCUUAAGUUUUUCUCUGUGUUUCUGGGAAUCAUCUUUUUCCUGGAGUUGACAACAGGAGUUCUGGCCUUUGUUUUUAAGGACUGGAUUAAGGACCAACUCAACCUCUUCAUCAACAACAACAUUCGGGCAUAUAGGGACGACAUCGACCUACAGAACCUCAUCGAUUUCACUCAGGAAUAUUGGGAGUGCUGUGGCGCAUUCGGAGCGGACGACUGGAACCUGAACAUUUACUUUAAUUGCACUGAUGGAAAUCCCAGUCGGGAAAAAUGUGGGGUUCCCUUCUCCUGCUGCACCAAGGACCCUGCGGAGGAUGUGAUAAACACUCAGUGUGGCUAUGACAUCAGAGCAAAACCAGACUCGGAGCAGAAGGACUACAUCAAUGUGAAAGGCUGCGUUCCUCAGUUUGAGAGGUGGCUCCAGGAUAACCUCACCUUGGUGGCUGGGAUCUUCAUUGGAGUGGCAUUAUUGCAGAUUUUUGGGAUUUGCUUGGCCCAGAACUUAGUGAGUGAUAUCGAGGCAGUGAGGGCGAGCUGGGUGCCCCCCCCUCUGUCCAUGCAUCGACCCCCACCGUACUCUUGCAAGAAAUCAUCGGCUUACUACUCAUGAGACAGCUUCUUUACCUAAUGCUGGCGGAACUCUUCUCUAACAGCUUGAACGUGAAACGUACCCCCAGCCACCGGUACUGUCAGCAAGCACCGCCGGACAACACCCCCGAUCUCCAUGUCCGACACUCUACCAGCACUUUUUUUAAAGGAACUAAAUAUGUGAAAGGUUUUGUAUACUAUUACUGUAUGACUACUGAUGAGGACUUUUCAAAGAUUGCACUUAGCACAUUCUAUCACAUCCUACUGAAAUAAACACUGGAGAAGUGCUGACUGACAGAAGGCCAAGACAAAGACUAAAUAAGGAACUGAGAUGACUGUUUAAGUACCACCAUGUGUACUGAAGAGAACAGCUAUCCUCACUGUAUCCAGAGUGUUUUUUUAUUGGUUAAGUCAAUCUGGGUGGAUAUAUUUCAGGUUUGUCCUUGAACACAGAAAUAACAUUGUUUUGCUAUUCUGUUAAUGUCACUGAUAAAAUACACUCACUGACCAAAACAAUUUAAUAUUCAAGUUAAAUCCCCUUGGGAUACAAGUACAAACUGACCUGAACUCAACUGAAAUUCCAGAAGGAAUAUAAUCUUGUCCACAUGCAGACCAGUGACAGAUGUGCAAAUGGCUUGAUUUGCAAUACACUUGCAUGUUUAGAACAAGGUAGAGAGAGCAGAAGUAUUACAAGUAGUUGCUGGAACAUCCCACAGUUAAAACAGCAAGUGAAUGUUAAAGUUUAAACUAUGGAAACAGACAGCAGUUUAACUCACAGUUUAAUUCAGGUUGCAUUAUCUAGUCUGCAAAGGGUCACAGGGAAAUGACACUAUGGUGAACACAGUAAUGCAUUUUACACCACUUUAAGAGCAUCUCUAUUCAGGGCCUUAUCUUUUAUACAGAUAUCUCUCAUCAAUCCUCUAAAUCUGCAUUGUCCCAGAUGUCUGAUGGUAUCAGCCACUGCUGCCCUGAGGCUGAUACCAUGAUAUCAUUGGCCCCCUGACACCACCAGCAGGCAAGAUAAGUGAAGUGUGUUGCCCAAGAACACAAUGAAUAAGACAGAUGGAGCAGGGGUACAAACUUGCAACCCACCAGUUACAGGAUGAAUCCCACGACUUUUACAACUGUUUUGUAGUUUUACUCAGAUCUUCACCAUAACAUCAGGCUAUAGGUCCCAGAGCAGGCCCAGCACUAACCCUUCUGCGGUUUUAAGAGAUGGGGUCACUCAUGCUGUUGAGACCUAGAGAUUAUGCUGCAAAAAUAUCAGACACAAUCCAUCCAUUUUGUCUCAAAACACCCGCUUGUCUGUGUAAACCCAGAUGGCGCUGGUGACUGUCUCCACCGGUCAUUGGGUGAAAGACAGGGUAUAUCCUGGACAGGUUGUCAGUCCAUCACAGGGCAACACAGAAACACACAACCACACACUAUUUUGUCUGUAAGGAUAAUUUAGAUAAAACACCUUACCUAAUGUUCAUGGAACUUUGGACAAUUUUGGAAGCCAUAGUACCCCAAGACAAGCCAUGUAAACAGGGAAAAAUUGCAAACUUUUAACUUGAUCUAGGACCUUCUUUCUGUAUCACACAUCCUACACACAAAAAAUGUAUCCACAAUACCAGUCUGAGGCACAAAUGCUUUUCAUCUACAUUGUGCUGCAGUGGUUUGAAGUGAUUCAUUCAUUCUGAUGAACAGCUUUAUUUGGAGUCUUGGUGGGUAAAUUCACUUGCCUCUCCCUCCAGAUCCCAACAUAGAAGUGCUAAGGCUUGAUGCACACUAACUGAUGUGUGACUGUCAUCUUGCCUUUACUGCAUCUUUUAUCAUAAGGAGUAAAACUGAGUGACAAUUGUUUUUUCCUGGCUAAGCUCGAGUUGCGUGUUUUCAGAUGGAAUGUGUAUACUCACGUAUAUAAAUAGGUUGAAAUCCCACAAUCUGAGUUCUCCCUCUUGUGAAUACAUAAUUUUAUGUUGUGCAUAUUUUCAGGCUUCAUUUAGUCUACCUAUUAAUAUAAAUGGGGACUUGUCCAGAUAGGGGUCUUGUACUCCCCUUCAUGUUCUUAAUUCCACAUUGAUUGGGGUGUAGAGAGGAAACAUGUCUCUGGUUUCAUUUAUCUGGAUAGAAGUGUACGCUGUGUUUCAGUUGGAAAUUCAAGCAAGCCUUUGUACAUGAGGCCCAGCUCCUCUGAGCACUAAAGAGCUUUUAUCAAUGAUGUAUACUAUUAGGUAUUACAACUUCCUUUUUAAUUCACAGACCCUCAGCACCAUGACUCAAACUACAGAGCCCUCUGGGCUUAGUAGUAGUUUUCCUUUUUAACUAAAUUGAUCGACAAAUAUCAUUAAGUAUCAGUAAUUUUAAAGCAGUUUUUCCUUCUUUUCCUUUCCACAGGGAAACACAGAAACACACAACCACACACACUUUCUACAUGCUAUAGAUUUAGAAUUGACUAGGUGAUCAAUUCUAAAUCUACAGCAUAAAAUAAUCAAUACUCCCAGGUCACUAUGUUCUCUGCUGCUAUAAGACCAUAUUUUUUACAGAAUAGACAUUCCUCCAGCAUAAUGAACAACCCAAACAGAUCUAUUCACAAGGAACCCAUCUAGUUAAUUUUAAAUCAACAGAAAAUGAAUAAAAAAUAAUUCAAUAACUGGGCUUUAUUAGAAAAACCGCCUGCAACUGUUUAAAGAAGUUCAAAUUAAAAAACCCCAAGGGAGUAUAGUACACAUGACCGGUUUCUUGAUCAACUUUGGAUGCCUAAAGGUUCUGGAAAACCCCAUUAACCAUUUCUUUAAAGAAAAUUGUAUGAAAAUAUGUUGAAGUCAUCACUCAGAAUGUAUGUAGGUGUAUAGCCCAUCCUGAUGAGAGCUAAUGUUUUACCGAACAGCUUCAGUGAAGCUGAGAACUUUGGUGAUCAGUUGUUUUUAUAUAUCAGUGAAAUGAGGAUUUUCUGACUGUGCUCAGUGUUUUACAUGACAGCAUUUGUGAACUCAAAUUAAAAAAGUGGUACUUUCA
Molecule: messenger RNA, 4172 nt
Organism: Poeciliopsis prolifica (blackstripe livebearer)
Lineage: Eukaryota; Metazoa; Chordata; Actinopteri; Cyprinodontiformes; Poeciliidae
Gene: tspan5a
Product: tetraspanin 5a
Exons: 11
Coding region: 319-1194 (291 amino acids)
Biological process (GO): regulation of vascular endothelial growth factor signaling pathway; protein localization to plasma membrane; protein maturation
Cellular component (GO): membrane
Source: RefSeq, a predicted model, not a curated record